Molecule: messenger RNA, 3035 nt
Organism: Rhincodon typus (whale shark)
Lineage: Eukaryota; Metazoa; Chordata; Chondrichthyes; Orectolobiformes; Rhincodontidae
Product: pseudouridine 5'-phosphatase
Exons: 4
Coding region: 38-736 (232 amino acids)
Molecular function (GO): phosphatase activity
Source: RefSeq, a predicted model, not a curated record
UUGGGAAGCUGGUCGUCGGCCAUCGGUUCCUCUGGAAAUGGCGGCGAGCUGUACUACAGAUUUCAAGCCGGUUACUCAUGUCAUCUUCGACAUGGACGGCCUUCUCCUCGACACGGAAAGACUGUACACUCUUGUGUUCGAUGAAGUCUGUGGACGUUACAAUAAGAAGUUUACAUGGGAGUUGAAAUCCACGAUUAUGGGUAUGCAGUCCAUGGCUGUGGCCAAAAUUAUUUGUGACAAACUGGAACUUCCACUCACUCCAGAGGAAUUUGUGAAGGAAUGUUCCGUUAUAGAGAAACGUCUGUUCGCUUGUGCAAACCUAAUGCCAGGUGUAGAGAGGUUAGUUCACCAUCUCAGCGAACACAAUGUGCCAAUCGCAGUGGCUACCAGCUCACCCAAGGAAAAGUAUAACCUAAAGACAUCCAGGCACAAGAAAUUCUUCUGCUUAUUCCACCACAUUGUGUGUGGCGAUGACCCUGAUGUGAAGAAAAGCAAGCCUGCACCUGACAGCUUCCUGGUCUGUGCUAAGAGAUUUGAACUUCCACCACCUAUUGAAAAGUGUCUUGUGUUUGAAGAUUCCCCUAAUGGAGUUACAGGAGCACUGGCAGCAGGAAUGCAAGUCGUCCAGAUUCCAGAUCCACAGCUUGACCCAGAACUGACAAAGUCAGCCACCUUGGUACUCAAGUCCAUGGAGGAUUUCAAGCCAGAGUUGUUUGGUUUGCCUGCAUACAAGUAGAAACAGUUUCUGGACACAGAUUGGGACCUCUCUCUUUCUCUUUAUCUGUUUUUUUUCCUCUCUCUUUCCUCCUAGACCACGUGGUGAAAGAAGACAUUUCAUGAACACAUCGGGUUUUGCUUAUUGAGUUCCACUAUUUCCCAAUUUACAUAACCUGUUUGGACACAAGCGGAAUACCCAUGUAACACUCACACCACCGAGGUUAAGACAAAAGCUGGAGCCUGCAGCUCCACUAUCAGUCAUGGGUGCGCUCUUAUGUUUCUUAGAUGUAGUUGAAACCAAACUAAGGCAGCCAAUAUGAUUUGCACUAUCAGGGACAUUCUUUCGUAACAGUGGAGCUGUUGUUAUUUGACAUGCAAGAAUUUCCUCAUGAUUAUUUGUUUUUAUUUGCAUUGGGUCUAGGUCACCAAGGAGCAGCUUUCAAAGUGAAAUGUGUGACAUGCAGGCACUGCUGAUUUGCCUUUCUAUAAUAUGUGCUAUAGGUCCCCAAUAGGAGAACAGUAAGCAGCUUUUUAGAAGCACAGAGCUCAGCUGCUUCACCAUUGGCCAGUACAAAUCUGCCAAUUACUGUAAAAUUCAUUGACAAUGGCAGAAAUUAUUUCUUAGCAUCUCUGUCGUAAAAGGAAAAUCUCAUUAUCAUGCCAGUGUUAUGAUGUCUUUCACCAUUGGGCUCUGUGUUACUAACCAUCUUUCCCCAAGUCAAGCUGAUUAUUCCAUUCCCAGUCAAAUCCUAGGUAGAAAAGAAAAAGUUUAUUCUUUCCUUAUGUUUUCUGAUUUGCUUUAACAGCUCUCUCUCUCUCAGCUCUUGAUUGUUUUAACACCUUCUGAUUGAUUCCCCUCAUAACUCAUUACUUGCCAACUGAUGUCAUUUUAUUGCUGUGCAAGGUAUUCUUCUUGAUAUUAAACUUGUUAUAAGACUGAAGUAGAAAGACCAAAGAGUGAGUGUGGUCUAUGCAGCCAGACCCACUCAAAUUAUAUUUUCCGUUCAAUCUGCUCAGAAUUUAUUGUACACUUCUGGAGCUGAUGGGACUUGAAUCUGGACCUCCUGGCAAGAAGAUACACUCAAAGGAUCAGGAUAGGUUGAUCUAUAGCGGAAAGCGGAAUGGAAAUAACAAUCAAAGGCUUGUGGUGUAGAGGUAGUGUCCGUAACUCCGAGCCAGGACACUUGGAUUCAGGACUCACCUGCUACAGAGCUGUGUCAGAACAUCUCUGAACAGGCCGAUUAUCAAAGAAAAAUGAUCAAAUGCUUUAAAUUGCAGUGUAAACAGCAGGGCCAAAGUUUGAAGAGAGAAACUUGUCUUCUAAAUCCCAGGAUCAAAUGUGUAAUUUUUACAGUAAUAUCCUGUACAUUUUUUUUCUUUGACAUUUUAAAUCUUAAGAACAGGUUUGUCUUUAACUUUGUUUCCUAACACCCUCCCAAUCCCAUCUCAGUGCCAUCUGUUAUGAUGCACUUUGACAGCUAAGCCACUCUACCUCGUUUUGGACAGCCCCCUCAUGGAGAUGGAAAAAGUUGUCAUUUCAUGACUUGUUUUUCCAGCUGUGAUAUCAGAGCUCCCACCUUUGUAUCCAAUUGACUUCAUUGCUGAUACCGGCCCAAUCCAUGCAGUCAUCUUGUGUUGCACACUGCUUCUCUCAGAUUGUGGCAAAAAUUACCUCAGAAUAUACUAUACAAAGCUGCAGGUGACUGUAAAUGGACUGGAAGUAUGUACUGCACACGGAAUUUGUCAUUUGUUCUGUUUGUGAUUGUGGAGAGUUUUAACGUUGAUACAUUACUCAGGGCAUUCAUUCCAGCUCCUACAGAUAUGUGCCUAGUGACUAAUGCUUUGCCCAGUGCUGAUAAAUUGAAUCUAUAACUCAUUCUCUAACACUCCAGAUAUUGUGAACAGAUGACUACGACUCCAAAGAAAAUUAUAUUUCCACUAAUUUUGGAAAUGUAAAAUGGUAAUAUUUGGGUUAUUCAGCCAUAUUGUUGGGGCGAGGGUAAGUUUUGCCCCACAUCUAACUGCACUGAACUUGAUGACAGAUGCUUGAAAUGGUGAAUUCAUGAUUACGGCGUUACCAUCCUCAUCUUGAGCAUAAGUAAUCAAACAAAAAAUGAACGUGCACACACACCUUUAAGUACUGACUGUGCUGUCCAUAUAUGUUUAUAGAUUGUAUUGUAUUGUUAAAGUGAGUGUGUUCAUCUUUAAUAGGUAUGCUAGAUAUGUCUUCUGUUUCCGAGGUUUUUGCUUUUGUUGUUCUAGUAAAUUUAUUGUAUAAAAUUUGCCUUUUAUUGGGAAUAAAUUUCUCUGUGACUGUU